AGCAAGGCCAAGGUCUCUCUCUGUCUCUCUGUGUCCCUCUCCCCCUCAGAGUAGAACUUACGAUGGUUUAUGAAACAAACAGUGAUGUUCCCGUGACAUUCCCAGUGAUUGAUAUCAGCCUUCUGUCCUCAGAAGAUGAACUUCAGAAACUCAGAUCAAUUCUCAGCUCUUGUGGAUGCUUCCAGGCCACUGGACACGGAAUAUCAGUUGAAUGUCUUGACAAAAUGCGUGAAGUUGCUCGACAGUUCUUUGCAUUGCCAGUUGAAGAGAAACAGAAAUAUUCACGAUCUCCAAAUGAGGCUUAUGGUUAUGGAGAUGACUUGGUUGUAUCUGAUAACCAAGUCGAAACCUGUUGCUACCGCUUGUUACUUAGAGUAUUUCCCGAAGAUCAAAGGAGGAUGAAUUUUUGGCCUGAAAAUCCUGCCGAUUUUGGUAAAACCUUGCAUGAGUAUGCACUCAAGAUAAGAUCAGUGAUGAAUGAUCUUUCUAAGGCGAUGGCCAGGUCACUUGAGUUAGAAGAGAACAGCUUCUUGAACCAGUUUGGAGACCAGCCAGUAUUGGAAACAAGGAUCAACUUCUACCCGCCGUGCUCCAGGGCUGAAGUUCUGGGCGUCAAACCUCAUUUAGACAGAUCCACAAUCACAAUUCUUUUGCAGGACAAAGAAGUGGAAGGCCUCCAAGUCCUGACAGAUGGCGAGUGGCACACAGUUCCCGUUAUUCCCCACGCUCUCGUCAUCAAUCUGGGCGGUCUGAUGCAGGUAAUGACAAAUGGAAUGUUCAAGAGCCCCUUGCACAGGGUAUUGACAAACGGGAACAAGUUGAGAAUGUCGGUCGCUAUGCUUGAUGAGCCAGAAGCAGAGAAAGAGAUCGGACCGCUCGAUCAAUUAGUCCACCACAGUAGCCCAAGGUUGUAUAGAAAUGUCAGGAACUUUGCUGCUUUCAACUACGAGUGCUUCCAGAAAGGAAAGAAUUCGCUCGAGGAACUGAAAAUUUGACUUAUUCCAGAAUUUGCUGUAUAGGACGCAUGUUGGUGUCCAUGGCAUGAAAUUGAGUGCUAGUUUUAUACCCUAAAUAAGUGAAAGGAGUGCGAAAUGUGUACGCAAGAAACUCAGUAUGGUUGUGGUUUUCAAGU
Messenger RNA from Eucalyptus grandis, 1132 nucleotides. RefSeq names its product probable 2-oxoglutarate-dependent dioxygenase ANS. NCBI's taxonomy places the organism in Eukaryota, Viridiplantae, Streptophyta, Magnoliopsida, Myrtales, Myrtaceae. The record is from RefSeq and is a predicted model, not a curated record. The transcript is spliced from 4 exons. Bases 63 to 995 code for a protein of 310 amino acids.